This is a messenger RNA of Dromiciops gliroides (monito del monte), 2336 nucleotides long. It is a transcript of the gene ABHD6, whose product is annotated as abhydrolase domain containing 6, acylglycerol lipase. Gene Ontology annotation, molecular function: catalytic activity. NCBI's taxonomy places the organism in Eukaryota, Metazoa, Chordata, Mammalia, Microbiotheria, Microbiotheriidae. The record is from RefSeq and is a predicted model, not a curated record. The transcript has 10 exons. The coding region runs from base 148 to 1161 and encodes 337 amino acids.
UUUGCUAUCUAUCUUGCAGGUACUGGCAGAGCGGCGAGCGAGCCAGAGAGCCGGGGAGGCUGGUCGAGGCGGAGUGCGGCAAUCGGGGGCGACCCUCGGAGACGGGCCAAGCCGGCAGGAGGUAAAACCAAGCCUUAAAAAGACAAGAUGGAUCUUCAUGUGCUGAACAUGUUUGUCAUAGCUGGAGGCACUUUGGCCAUCCCCAUCUUAGCCUUUGUGGCUUCUUUUCUCCUGUGGCCCUCGGCGCUGAUCAGAAUCUAUUACUGGUACUGGCGUCGGACCCUGGGUUUAACGGUUCGCUACGUCAGCCAUGAAGACUACAAGUUCUGCUAUUCCUGCCGGGGGAAGCCUGGAGCCAAACCUUCCCUUCUGAUGCUGCAUGGCUUCUCUGCCCAUAAAGAUAUGUGGCUUCAUGUAGUCAAGUUCCUUCCAAAAAACCUUCAUGUGAUCUGUGUCGAUAUGCCCGGCCAUGAGGGUACCACCCGCUCUUCCUUAGAUGAUUUAUCAAUAGAUGGACAAGUUAAAAGGAUUCACCAGUUUGUGGAGAGCAUCAAGCUAAACAGGAGGCCUUUCCACCUGGUGGGCACUUCCAUGGGGGGCCAUGUCGCAGGGGUGUAUGCUGCCUAUUAUCCAUCGGAUGUCUGCAGUCUGACGCUGGUGUGUCCUGCUGGCCUGCACAUAACUACCGAGAACGCCUUCGUGAAGAAGCUCAAGGUACUUCAGGAAACAUGCGCUGUGGAUAAAAUCCCCUUAAUCCCAUCGACCCCAGAGGAAAUGGCCAACAUGCUGAAGCUCUGCUCCUACGUCCGCUUCAAAGUGCCGCAGCAGCUUUUACAAGGCCUUGUUGAUGUUCGCAUUCCACACAAUGAUUUCUACCGAAAGUUGUUUUUGGAAAUCGUAAGUGAAAAGUCAAGAUACUCACUCCAAGAGAACAUGGAGAAGAUCCAAGUCCCAACACAGAUCAUCUGGGGGAAGCAAGAUCAGGUCCUGGAUGUGUCUGGAGCUGACUUGUUGGCCAAGGGGAUCUCCAACUGUCAGGUGGAACUUCUGGAGAACUGUGGUCAUUCCGUGGUGAUGGAGCGGCCCCGCAAGACGGCCAGGCUCAUCGUGGAGUUCUUAUCUUCUGUGCACAACGCAGCCAACAACAAGAAGCACGACUGAGCUUCCUUUGGGCUCCAGCGCCUCCCUGACAUCUGCUCAGAUUUCAGAAUUCGAUGCUCUGUUCGCUUCUCAGGGAUCCUGUACCCAACCCACAGGUGAAGAGGUGAAGUGCCAAAAUCCCUGCGGAAUCCAGAAUCACAAUCAUUUUCUAAAUGACUAGCGCCAUGGCUCUCUGCUUUCAUAAGGAACUAGAGAGGAUCUAAUUUUCUUUCUUUUAAACAAAGUGGAAAAUCAGGUGAAACAAAAGAAAUCGAGCCAUGGAAUACACAGAGAAGUCUUUUACAUUCACUCAGUGGACAAUGCAGGGGCAGCUUUGUGCCAGCCCGACCCGUAGUGGGCUUUACCCUUCCAGUCUGUGCGAAGCCCGAGACCUUCCUUACUGACUGAGACGUCACAAUAUUUCUGUUAGAACCUUCCGCCUUGCAUGACGACCUGUUGUGAUAGGAGACAUUCUCACGUUCUGGACACCCAACAAAGUGGUUACUCCUACUUGUGUCUCAUUUACUGAAGCUCUAUCUGGAGACCUAGACAGGAGAGACAUUUAUGAGCCGAAGCUCCCAGACCAUCUAGUCUAAAAUGUUUACAGUUGUCGGAGAGGGGAGAGGUGUCAAGUUUGGGGUCAGCUCUAAGGGCUCUUGUCUUGGCAGGGGACGUGGGUCAUCAGUUGAGAACAGACAUUGCUGGGGGAAUGAAACUCAGGUUGCCGGGCAUUCAUGUCUCUGGAAUCAUUCAUUUUGAAAGAAUUGGGGUCUAAUCAGUAAACCAAGCAAUAAUCCUCUAGGUAAUGAUGUGAAUGAUCAAAUUAAGGUUCCAUCCUACACAAACAAGUGACUUGCUUCUUUUCUAUUACCCCAUGCUGCUGAAAAUCCUUGGAUGUAAAUGAAGUGUUUAUACUCCUGAAUUCUAUGAAUUCUCCGCACAGUCGUGGGAUUGAUGACAAGGGUUACAGCCAUAAAAUUUUCCUGAAAUGACAUAAAAGUCAAUCUGAUUCGAUCAGGACCACAUAGGCAAUGAUUCUAUUUUCAAACUCCUAAGUGAGCUCAUGUGUUUGUUAAAGGGGAGAAAGAUGAGUGUGUUUAUAGAAAAGCUGGGUGGCCAGUGUGGGUGAUUUCUAAGUCUUGUUUUGUAUCCUGGCUGAAAUGGUGUGUCUGGAGUAAAGAACAAGCCUAUUGAAA